CUCUUUAUGUCGGUAAAACGGUAUUCGCCUGCUUAGCAUGGUUAUCAGACCUUCAAAUGACCUUUUAUUCGUGUCCUCUCCUCUCUUAAUAAUUUUUGACAGUUCUGUCCAGUAUCAGUUGGGGAGUGCAUUAGUUCCAAUUAGAAUCUUCAAAUAAAAAUCCACUAUGUCUACUUACUUCCAGUACCCCACCCCCGAACUCCAGGAGGAGCUCAAGAAGAUCGCUCAGGCGAUUGUUGCUCCUGGAAAGGGUAUCUUGGCAGCUGAUGAGUCCACUGGUACCAUGGGCAAGCGCCUCCAAGACAUCGGCGUUGAGAACACUGAAGAAAACCGUCGCAAGUACCGUCAACUCCUCUUCAGCUCGGAUCCGGCUGUGUCUGAGAACAUCUCCGGUGUCAUCCUCUUCCACGAGACCCUUUACCAGAAAGCCGAUGACGGAACUCCCUUGGUUGCCUUGUUGGAGAAGCGUGGAAUCAUCCCCGGUAUCAAGGUCGACAAAGGUGUUGUACCACUCUUCGGCUCUGAAGACGAAUGCACUACCCAGGGUUUGGAUGACUUAGCUCAACGUUGUGCUCAAUACAAGAAAGAUGGCUGCCACUUCGCCAAGUGGCGUUGUGUGCUCAAGAUCGGCCGCAACACACCUUCGUACCAGUCUAUUCUGGAGAACGCGAACGUUCUUGCUCGUUACGCUUCCAUCUGCCAGAGCCAACGCAUCGUACCUAUUGUUGAGCCUGAAGUACUUCCCGAUGGCGAGCACGACUUGGACCGUGCACAGAAGGUGACUGAAACUGUAUUGGCCGCCGUAUACAAGGCGCUCAACGACCACCAUGUCUUCCUCGAGGGUACUCUCCUCAAGCCUAACAUGGUAACCGCCGGACAAUCCUGCAAGAAAACUUACACAGCAAUGGACAUCGGUCGCGCCACCGUCACCGCUCUCCUCAGAACCGUGCCUGCUGCUGUUCCCGGAGUAACAUUCCUCUCUGGCGGUCAAUCCGAGGAAGAGGCUUCAGUUAACCUGAACGCCAUCAACACCGUCGAGCUGAAGAGGCCGUGGGCUCUUACCUUCAGUUACGGUCGCGCCUUACAGGCCUCCGUACUCCGCGCUUGGGGAGGCAAGCAGGAGAAUGUGCUCGCUGGACAGCAGGAACUUAUUAAGCGUGCUAAGGCUAACGGUCUUGCCUGCCAAGGUAAAUAUGAAGCUGGUUCGAUUCCCUCUCUCGCCGCUUCAAAGUCCAACUUUGCUAACGGUCAAGCAUCCCAGGGCAAAUACGUCGCUGGAUCCGUAACAGGUGUGGGCGCUGAAGCCGGUCUUUUCGUUGCUAACCACGCAUACUAAACAUAACAUACAUACACAGACCAACAAAUACGCUCUUAUAUAACUGUGACUUGAACAAAACUACUGGAAUAAUUGUUUAUUCCUUAUUUCUUAAGCACAAUGAAAACCUAACUAUUUUAAAAUGUCGAUUCAUACGUAAAACAGGACAGAAGCUUAAAAAAAAAUAUUUUUGCUUUGAAGAUAUAUCAUAUUUAAUUAUCUGUACACCAAUUUUAGCGCCUACAUAGAUGAAGAAGUUAUUUACAAAAUUAGAUAAUAUCUGUGUUGAGCGCGAAAUUAAAACAAGAUGGCGCCGCUUUCCAUAAAUUGAUGGGCUCUAUAUACAUUCACACUAAGAGAUCAAAAUAUAAAUGCCAAUUGGCAUUAAUUUUUUAGAAUUUUAGGAUGAAUGUUAUUUACUUAGUCCUCAAAAUUUGAGAUUAUUAGAUGAGAAGAAAAAUAUUUAUCAUUAAAGUCGUAAAUGUAGUAUUGUGUAAAUGUCAUUAGAAAAAUUUGAAUUAAUCAUCAUUUAGAUGCUUUAUAAUCUGUGGCAGUAAUAUAUUACAUUCUUUUUAGAAAUAUAAUAAGUACCUAAUUUAUUUUUAACAAUCAAUAAAAGUGACAGUUUAUAUGGAUAUUUUUUAUGAAUAUUAUUUUAUAAUAUAUCUACUUUAGGUUUUUAAUGUAUUUUGAUAUUAAGCGUAAAAUAUAAUAAAAUAGUUGUUCUAUAA
Molecule: messenger RNA, 2046 nt
Organism: Vanessa tameamea
Lineage: Eukaryota; Metazoa; Arthropoda; Insecta; Lepidoptera; Nymphalidae
Gene: Ald1
Product: fructose-bisphosphate aldolase-like
Exons: 10
Coding region: 167-1336 (389 amino acids)
Biological process (GO): fructose 1,6-bisphosphate metabolic process; glycolytic process
Cellular component (GO): cytosol
Molecular function (GO): fructose-bisphosphate aldolase activity
Source: RefSeq, a predicted model, not a curated record